AUGAAUUGGGUUUUAAAUGUUUUACAGAUGAUGAUACUAGGUUUCUCUCUGUUUCCUUACUGUUCCUCACGGUCUCAUAAAUCAAACAAUGGGCAGAAUCAUGAUUAUGUUACAGUUGUUUCACCGAAAUUCAAGACACAGAUUGACAAAAAGUCCGAAUAUGUAACUCAGUUAAAACAGAGAACAACAUUCAACACUGACAAAUAUGAUGAUGUUUCUGGAAAACAUUCAAUAGAUAACGGAGAUUAUGAAGACCCCUUCAGGAGACCAGAUCUUAAUUAUUUUAACAGCAACAAUGAUUAUGAAAAUAAUAAUGACCAAUCCGAUGUUGGGGAGAAAGGUCAAGAUUAUGCAGAAUCCGGUUACAUAGAUGAAGAGACAAUGAAAUAUGAAAAAGCGAUUCAAAAACAAAGUGGAACUAGUCAAGUGUUUAAACACAUACCUAAAAAUAGUAUUACGAAAUAUACUGAAAUUGAUAGACCACGCAGUUUCAAUAACAAAGAAGUUUUAAAUAAUGAUGUUUUUGUCGCAAGCGAUUACAGCAACACCGAUUUAAGUGAGCUAUUUAAUAAAUAUGCUGAAGAUACUGAUCGAAAUUCCAAUGCAAAGUUUGAUUUGAAGAAUUAUGAUGUUGAUAUGGACAAAUUGUUUAGGGAAAACAUGAAAUCUAAUAAAAUAGAGAAUAAAUACUAUAGCGAUAAAGUACAAAAUAAUCAUCAGGAAGAAAAUCACCAGAAUAAUAAUAAUAAUAAUAAUGAUCGGAGAACGGAUUCAUUGAGCAAUAGGAGACGUCUGCAAAAUUUACAGCAAUAUAAAAAUAUUUACGAAGUUCGUAAAACAAAGAAACUGAAUUAUCAUGUGAAUAAAGAGUGAAAUGACAGUAGUAAUGAGAUGUUUGAGAACUGCUUAAAGAGUUUUUGCUAAAAUCAGAAAAACAUAAAUAUCAACCAAUCAAAUUAUUCAAAAACAAUCCUGUGUAGUGAUAACAUCAUUAUUAAGAGAUUAUACUAACUUUCAUAAUGUAAUCACAAUUUUCGAAUGUCUAUCUUCUUUGUUUAAAGAAAUGAUAUGAAAUAGUUUUUACAACUUUUCCCGAGUAUAUUUUCAGUGCCAUAGGCUUUUCAUCCUGUUAUAAUUAAGCAGGAUGAAUUCCAAUAAAAAUGUUACUAACAAGAUAUUUUGACCGAUAUUACAUGAAGACCUAUUUAGAAUGAUUUUACUGAAUGUAAUCGGUAAGAAUAUUUAGAGUCAAGCUUCACAAUCAUCGCCAUUGACUUGAUAAGAUUAUCUACAUCUUUCAGCUAAGUGAAAUACACCUGAAUAUUGAAGUCUAAAUGACUUAGCACCCAGUAACUCUAAACAUUGCUUGACAGAUGACCUGCGGUAAAACUAGAUAAGACAGUGGAUUAUUAAAUGGCAAACUGUAUGAGUUUAUCUUGAUCAGUCAUGACUUCUUGAAGAUAGCCUUUUGGCCAGAUGAUAUUGUAUACAAUGCACUGAGAUAUUCAAAUGAAUAUCUUGAUGAAGACUUAUCGAAGUUGAUCCACAGAGCUCCCUCACUAUCGAAGUGCAGGCACGAUGAUGGUUAGUGUUCAUACUGUUACACAUUUAGAACCAGGUUUUCUAUAGUUGAAGAGAUCCAUUGUUGAUGACAGCUGAUGAGCAUAAAAUCUAAUUCAAACAAGAAAUUUCCCACGUUUAGACGUUACACUUCAUGCUACAGUAAUGAAUAGAUAAGGAGCUUCAUUCUGAAGCACCUAGUAACAUUGUGCUGUGGAGAGUCAAUCAGGAGUAACCAAAGGUCAGUCGAUGGUAACCAGAAUUAACCUAAAGGUUAAGCGCAUUUCAUUGGGGGCAAUUUCCUAAGGAUAGAGUGGUAUAUAUAUAUAUAAUGAGUAUUUGUACAUUUCAUUCGGUAGCCCAAUAAACUUUCUCGUUUACUCUUAUGUUCUCGCUCGAAUAGUACGUUGGGGUGUUAGCACUUAUAACACCGUGUAUCAGUAUCAGAUUUCGGACACCGCCAGUCACAACAUAUUGGACAUAAUGUUCAUGUAAUGUUGGCCGUAAGAUGUACCCAUUGAAAUCCAUCUAACCUGUCCCAGUCCAUCGGUAUUUUGAAUUCUAUAUAUUAUAUAAGCCAAAUCCGUUUAUAUAGACAAACUUUGCCCAUAUAUCCGUAUGAUGUUGAUACGAUUACUUUCUUUACCCUGUUUAUUUAAUCAGUCGAAUGACCCAUUCCAAAAAGGUACUUUUAUUUUUAACAUUUUUUUCUUAUUCUUCCUCUCAUACUUUCAUGAUCAGUGUUAUUAAGUGACCGGUUGACUAAUGCUUUCAUUCCUUAUAGCAUUCAUUAUUUUAUGUUACACAACUUGUUCCAAUAAUCACAAUUCUAUUCUAGAUAAUUAAUCUGCCCACCUUCGGUCAAUUAUUCGUUAGUCAACUGAUAAUUUGCUUUGGUUUAUUUGAUAGAACUUUGAAGUUUAUAACUGGCAUAUUCAUCUAAAUUCUUGAGUUACAUUUUUAUUCAGUCAUUAUUAUUUUGAUAUGAGCCCCCAAAGUUCAUACACAUUGUCAAUUAACUCAUAAUCAUACAGUUGGUGUUAACAUUUUAUCCAUGGAAAGAACCUGAGAUGAAAUAUUUCUGCAGGAAACUUAUAACUAAAGUAACAUCCAGCUGAUGAGUCCUAAAUAGGACGAAACGC
Molecule: messenger RNA, 2702 nt
Organism: Schistosoma bovis
Lineage: Eukaryota; Metazoa; Platyhelminthes; Trematoda; Strigeidida; Schistosomatidae
Source: the annotation of a GenBank genome assembly